Messenger RNA from Meleagris gallopavo (turkey), 929 nucleotides. The record is from RefSeq and is a predicted model, not a curated record. Lineage: Eukaryota; Metazoa; Chordata; Aves; Galliformes; Phasianidae.
UGGGACCUAAAUAAGAUGAAGUAACGCUGAAAGUCCACGUGAGCGAUGCCAGCACACAUCAGCCAGUAACGGAAGCCUUCAUUGAGAUUUUUACCAACCAAAUCUCCAUUGCAUCUGGAACCUCAGGAGCAGAUGGCACUGCCUUCCUCAAGUUUCAGUAUAAAUUGGGCAAUCAGCUGAUAGUGACUGCUAGUAAACAUGCCUAUGUGCCAAAUUCUGCACCAUGGAAACCUGUAAGAUUGCCUGUCUUCUCUUCACUGAGCCUUGGCCUUCUUCCUGAACGCUCAGCUACUCUAAUGGUCUAUGAUGAUGUAGUCCAGAUAGUCUCAGGAUUUCAAGGUGCACGGACUCAGCCACAAGUUCACUUUCAGAGAAGAUCAGUGAAAUUACCGGAGAACACCAGCUAUAGUGAUUUGACAGCGUAUCUGACCGCAGCCAGUUCACCCUGGGAAGUGGACAGUUUCCCUUACUUGCAGGGGUUGGAUGGAAAUGGAACAGGAAACAGCACUAGAUAUGAUCUCACCCCUGUCGCUGCAGUCAGUGUCCAUCUUCUCAACAGUGAUGGUACUCCAGUCCCAGUGAAUGGCCCCAUCUACGUAACAGUGCCUCUGCCAACAAACAGCAACUUGAAGCACAAUGCACACGUUCCAGCCUGGAGGUUUGACCAAAAAUUUGGGAGGAGAAGGCAUGAGGACUACUGAACAAAACAAGUAUUUUGUCAGGCCACAUAACUUCACAACCUCAUGGAGAGGAAGGUACUGAAGACAUUAUCCUUAGGCUCCAGCUCACACUUCAGCUGAAGUAAGCAUCUUUCCAUGCAACCAAAGACGAUGAACAAAGACUUAUUUAAGCCCUGAUUGCAGCAUGCCAGUUCUAGCAGAAUUUUGGCCACAUCCCAACCAAUUUAAAUUAGAACAGACUAAUUUAAU